Messenger RNA from Coniophora puteana RWD-64-598 SS2, 804 nucleotides. RefSeq lists its product as uncharacterized. Gene Ontology annotation, molecular function: GTP binding. The record is from RefSeq and is a predicted model, not a curated record. The transcript has a single exon. Bases 1 to 804 code for a protein of 267 amino acids. NCBI's taxonomy places the organism in Eukaryota, Fungi, Basidiomycota, Agaricomycetes, Boletales, Coniophoraceae.
AUGUUUGUGCAGCGCGCAGACCCUGAACUGAACGUCAUCAUAUUUGGAGAAUCGGGAGUAGGUAAAAGUUCAGUGGUGAACGUGCUCGUCGGUACGCCCGCGGCAAAGACCUCCCAGGAUGCGGACACAUGCACCUUGACCUCGGAGCGGUACUUCGCUGUCCUCGAGUCACUGGACGAGCGCAUUAUCACCCUCUGGGACACCGCAGGGCUUAGCGAUUCUCGCCUUGGGUGGGACAGCUAUCUCGACGCCGUCAGUAAAGCCAACGAGCUUAUCGGGGAGCUCCGCAGAGCCGGAGGGAUUCAUCUUCUGCUGUUCGUGAUGCGUGCAGGCAGGAUGACCACGCUCAUCGAGAAGAACUACAAGUUGUUUUCGGAGGUCUUGUGUGCGGGUAAGGUUCAUACAGGAAUAGUGGUGACCCACUUGGAGAACGAACAAAACCCAGAAGAUUGGUGGAGAAGGAACGAGAAUGCACUGCUGCAGUCAAACAUACAUUGUAAUGGCCACGCCUGCAUCUCGACGCUCGCUGCCCCCGCAAACUCACUCCAGCAUGACGACGCAAGGGAGACAAUCACCCGCCUGAUCCGUGACUGUGCAUUGAUCAAGCCGAUGAUAGAGAGUAAAGAUGUGUGGGUCAUCCGAGUUGUGGAAUGGAUAUGGAGAGCCUUCGUUCCGAAGGCAAAUAGACCCAGGGUUAGAAAGCUGGCACGUCAGCUCCAGCAGCGUUGCGGCUUCUUGAAAGGCGAAGCCGAGCUCCUCGCCCAGAAGUUGUCGAAUGUUCCAGACGACACCUCAUUCUCGUAA